Gamsiella multidivaricata is the source of this 1861-nucleotide messenger RNA. RefSeq lists its product as uncharacterized. NCBI's taxonomy places the organism in Eukaryota, Fungi, Mortierellomycota, Mortierellomycetes, Mortierellales, Mortierellaceae. The transcript has 8 exons. The record is from RefSeq and is a predicted model, not a curated record. Bases 163 to 1689 code for a protein of 508 amino acids. Gene Ontology annotation, molecular function: FAD binding.
ACACUCUUUUCUCAUCUCUCUCGCCUUUCAUUCGACUCCUCAUUCCCCAUCACCCAUCCCCUCAUUCACACUCCACCAGACCUUCCUUGGUCUCCCACAGCUAGAGAAACUCUCCUCUUCAUCCCUCUCCCUUUCAUUUUUCUUGAUAACAUUUUUGUGUUCAUGUCCAUCUCGUCCGAUAAAAUCCCUCUUUUCCACUCCAGCUCACCCGACUCCCCCUGUUCCUCGCGACUAUCAGAGAAACUGGACGACUACACCAAACGGGAACCAUCAGCACCAGCACCAACACCGGCCUUCCGACUGUCACGGAUCCUCAUAGCAGGCGGGGGGGUUGGCAGCCUUUUUCUCGCCAUCCUUCUCGAGCGUCUCGGUAUCCCAUACUACCUCUUUGAGGAAGGAUCCAAAGUCCAGCACCUUGGCGCAGCACUAGCACUGGGCGCGACAGUCCUGCCGGUCUUUGAACAGCUGGGACUGACGAGUCUGCUGGCGAGCAUCUCACUUCCCUGUGCAACCCUCGACAUAUACGAUGCAAAGCUCAAGAAGCUGGGCUCCGUCCUGAUGAAGGGACAGAACGAGAUCACUGGAUACGAAAACAUUGUCUGCUCUCGCGUGAACCUAUACGAACUAUUGCUCGCACAACUCAACCCGGCAAACGUGGUCAUGAACAAGAAGAUCCUGUCUUACGAAGAAAAUGAAUUGGGUGUCAACGUUUGCUGUGCCGACAACUCUAUAUAUUGCGGGGAUAUCCUCGUCGGUGCAGAUGGUCCCUACAGUCGUAUCCGCCAGACGAUGCAUCGACACAUGGACAAGCGUGGAUUGUUGUCAAAGAACGAUAAGGAGCGUUUGACACGGAAUUAUGUAUGCGUCGCAGGAGUGACGAAGCAACGGAGUCCAGAAGAAUAUAAGUUCCUGAAAGACCCAUUUGUACACUUCUGUACGGUCGUAGGAGGCAAGGGUCAUGGGUGGCACGCAGUCAAUAUUCCAGAUGACCAGAUCUGUUGGGCAACAUGGAUGCAUCUGGACGCGUCGACAGCAUCGCAGGUGGCUACUUUUGAAACAUCUGAGUUUGGAGUCGAGAACACGGAGCCUAUUGUGAAGGCGUUCCGGGACAUGCCGUGUCCACAUGGAGGCACUAUGGGCGAACUCGUAGACGCAACCCCGGAAGACCUCAAAUCCAAAGUGUAUAUAGAGGAGAAACUGUUUGACGCGUGGUACUAUGGACGGACGGUUCUUAUUGGCAGUGCAUGUCAUAUCAUGUUGCCUUGGGCUGGACAAAGGGAGCUGAAUGAAAUUCAUGACGCGGUGAUACUCGCUAACUGUCUAUUCGAGCUCAAGGACUUGGGUCUGAAGAGCAUUAGUGCAUCAUUCAAGGCGUACUAUUCGCAACGGUACCCAUAUGCCAUAGCCCAGUUCCAAUACAGCAGGGCAGUUACACGACUUGUCGUUGGCCAGACGCUAAAGGAACGGAUUUCACGCUACGCGAUCUUGAACUGGCUACCACACUCGUACCAGCAACGGAUGCACCAUGAAAUAUUUGCCUACCGGCCACAGGCAUCGUUCAUGGCCCGAGCAGAAAACCGGGGAAGGGGAUUCGCGUUCCCGCAAAGGUCCGCAAAGCAAUGGACGGAGGCCGAGAUCGAGAGGCGGAUCUCGGCCGUCUGGAACAAACGUGCCUCCAUCGCUGUAUAGAUCAACGCAUAACAAAACAAAUGACCAUAGUGAUAUCGUAUACAUUUUUUAUGUUGACGCCAAUGUCCUGCUAGGCUUCUAGGGGUACUAGAUCCCACUGGCUGCUCCUGGCGAUAGCAGACUAGCUACUUAAUAAUACAUAUGAAACAAUUUUGUACUGAAUGAAAAUGUG